CAAACGCGUGUACCGCCGUGUGGAGACAUGGCUGCGAGGGUAGUUUUUAAGUGACGUAAACUGAAGAUGAUUUGAGAAUUGACAGAGAUCUUGAUUGAGUAAAGAAAUUACUCCUGCCAACUAAACAGAACAUUCUUAAGAGUCGAGAGGGGAAGGGUUUUGCCAGGAACGCUAAAGAAGUAAAGUUGGGAAACAGCAACUAAUAAUAUCGAGACGGUAACUGCGAGCGUUGAACCAGCUCGUAAGGUUCACUCAGGCCACCCGACAGACACUCUCUGCUGGCCUAGCCCUAACUCGGAAGGAGAAUUAUGGCCAAAUAUCAGAGCCAAACGCCGGGCCAGUUUAAGUACGCAUUAUUAACGCUAGUUGUCUGUCUGAUUUGUUACAGGACAUCAGCCACAACGCCGAACGAAUUAGCAUGUUCAUAUGUUAAAUACGCGUAUUCUGAAAAGGGCUUCAGUGAUGAUGAUGUACCUGGUGAAGCGAUUCCAGGUGACCAUUUACGGAUAUGUGACCGUAGUUACACGUGUUGUACUGAAGAAAUGGAGCACAAACUAAGUACACACAGCCGAGUUGAGUUCGACAAACUUCUGAAGGACGGUAUCGGUUCAUUAAAAAACAAGUUUGCUUCUAAGACAUCGAAAUUUGACAAAUUCUUUCAAGAAAUGUUGGACAAGUCUCAGAAGGAAUUCCACGAGAUGUUUCUUCGAACAUACGGUAUGUUGUACGACAGGAAUUCAUACAUCUUCAAGAGUAUGUUCCAGGAUCUCAGGAGUUAUUAUAAUUCAGGAGGAAUCGACCUGUCCAAAGCACUUGGCGCGUUCUUUGAUACGCUCUACAGGAAAAUGUUUGAGGUUUUGAAUAAUCAGUACACCUUCAGCGACAGUUACCUUGCCUGUAUCAGUGAUCACAUGGAAGAACUGAAACCUUUUGGCGACGUUCCAAGGAAACUAACGUUAGAAUUAAAACGAUCUUUCAUCGCAACUCGAACUUUUGUGCAAGCUCUGGCAGUGGGCAGAGAUGUCGUCCGAGAAAUCAUGGAGGUUGGACCAAGCCCCGAGUGUAGUCGUGCACUGAUGAAGAUGUCCUACUGUCCUCAUUGCAAGGGUCUUCCAGAUCUUAAACCGUGUGCCAACUAUUGUUUGAAUGUCAUGAAAGGUUGCCUGGCUCACCAUGCUGAACUUGAUCCUGAAUGGAAUGCUUACAUAGAGUCUCUCUUGAUGCUGGCUUCCCGACUAGAAAGCUCGUUUAACAUUGAAGCUGUAGUCGAUCCUAUUGAAAUAAGAAUUUCUGAAGCAGUGAUGAACUUUCAGGAGAACGGUCCAGCAGUGUCGAAAAGAUUGUUUGAGAAAUGCGGUAAACCUCGCCUAGGAAAACGAGAAGCUAGGAAGGAGUUAGAGUUCAAGACAUAUACUUUUGGCUCUCGUCAUAACUUCCACAGAGCUACUAAAAGUGGCUUGGAUCGGCUUGUUGAUAAAAUUAAAAAGAAAAUUAGACGAACAAAAGAUUUUUGGUCAAAUCUUCCCAACGAACUGUGUAGUAAUCCGAAAGUUACAGGAGAUCGAAACACCAGGAGUAAUCAAGAAGGCUGUUGGAAUGGGUUAACCAAAGCUAAGUAUGAUGCCAGUCUAGUAGGAAAUGGAUUGGUCAAUCAAAAGGACAACCCAGAGGUCAGUUUAGAUGUAACCACACAAAACAGUGUUAUAGCUCGGCUGAAACUAACAUUACAACUUAUUACUUCAAAAUUAAACAACGCUUACAGAGGAGUUGAUGUGGAGUGGGAAGACACUUCUGAGACGGAGUGGGCAGCCAGUGGCAGUGGCAGUGGAAGUGGCUGGAUGCCGGAAGACACUGAAGAUGAUAGUUCUCCUGACAUUUACUUUAGUUACUCCACUACUAGAGCUCCUGCUGCCCCGAGAUGGCCAGUUGAGUCCACAGAACAACCUUCAGAAAAGCCAUCAGCAGCUCCAGAAAUGUUAUCGUCCAAUCUUUUAGUGAUUUUGUUAGCUAUGUUAAUGUCCAGUGUCAUCUAUUUGUGAAGGUAGAAAUUAUCAGUAGUACUACCAUUUGGAGAUCAAUGCUUGGUAUUUUUCAAACAGUAUAUUUCCUCAAGAGGAGAAAUAACAAACUGACUAUUUGAAAUAGAAGACCACAACUUUUGGACUUGAAGAAAGAAAAUUUAUUAAACAGAUUUUUUACUCAGGAGUUUUUUUGGGAAAGGAUGUUGUUGGAAAAAUUUGGUGAAAAAAAGAUUACUAGUGUUCUCCCUGUAUUUUUACCACAUGUGAAUUUCCCACAAAUAUAAAAAUUACUUAUUUUUAUAAACUCUGCAUUUGAGGAAUUCAAUUGGUAAAACUGAUGGUCAACUUAACUCCAUGAUGUACAUCUCCGGAGCUUUAAGAAUUGAUUUUAAAAACAAAUAUUACAGAAGUCUUAAUAAUAAACAAAAUAAGCUCCGACAAUCAAUCAGGAAAGUUGCACUUUCUCCGUGUAUUGAUUCAUAUAUAUAUAUCAGUUUAUAAUAAAUAUUGGAAAACUUUAAUUUUUAAGCAAAAUCAGGUCCUAAUAAACGUAUUUACAAAACCAUUGUUUGUAACCUAAGAUCCAGUUAAAUUAGGUUACAAAAAUUUAUAAUUAUCUGAUUACUUAAUUAAUUCACUUCCUUUGGGAGUAGAAACUUUUUUUAAUGUAUAGUCAGAUUUUUCUUGUACUUACAGUUAACAUAGCUAUUAUUAUCCUCAUGUAAAAUUAGUAGUGAUACUGUUGUGAUGUGUUGUGUAUUUUCUCUUUGGCUUAGUGAACAGAUGGCAGAGAUAUUAUUAAUUUGUUUUACAUUUCAUAAACUACUUGUAAAUUUUAUUAAUUUAUACUUAGAAUAUAUAAAUGUAUUGAUUAUAUGAGAUUUUCUUUUCACUGUAGUGUUUUACCUGUCUGUAGUACAUUUUAGGACACAAAUAUUCAAAAUAAUCUGAAUAUAUAGCAUUGUCUCCAAUAUUCUGGACAGCUCAAGAAAGACAGUUUUUUUUCUUAAGUGUUACAGUUUAUUAGAAGAUUCAACAUGGCAGCUUCCUAAAUGCUUAAAAAGAAAAAUGAACACACAUUUCGUUAUGUAGUUUAGAGGUGAAUUUUGUAUGAUUUUGUGUAUUCUUAUCUAAACAUUGUUACACACUUCCCUUUGAAACUGAAAAGAAAUUUGAAAUGAUUUUUUUCCAUAUUGCUUUUUAUGCCCAAAUUUUAUAGUGUGAUAUAUUGUCAUCCCUGAUAGAAGUUAAUGUUCAUACAGUUGUUUCCUCAAAAUUCUUUAGUCCCCAGGAAUAUGUUUGGAAAGAAUAACAAUAUCAAUUCCAUCUUUUUCUACACCUUCUAUUUAAUAAUGUUAUUAAUUCCAUCUUUUGCUAUACCUUGUAGUUAGUUACCCAAUUGCUUUGAGUAUUCUUUUCAGAACUAGGAAAAUUUGCCGAUCUUUGAAAUUAAGUGGAGAAACUUAAGAAUAAUGUUGUGUUACAUAGUCAUGUGUUUACAUGUUUUAUAGAUGUGUUUUUUGUUGUGUUACAUAGUCGUGUAGUGAAAAACUAAGUAUACGAGAGUAUUAUGAUUCAUGCUUUCUCAUGUUUAUGAGAUACUUCUCAUACCUUCAGUUGCAAAAGGUAGCUUAACUAUAAACACAACAUGUUAGACCAUAACUGAAAUGUCACCUUUAGCCCCGUAUAUAGUAAAUUACUGUACAUACCAUAUAUGAUAGAUCACAUAAUAGAACAAAGCACACUGUUGUAUCUAUAGCUUAAUGCUGCACUGCAUAAUACCACUUUAGGUAUGUGCAAGUAUUUUACAUAUGUCCAAGCACAUAACACAAUAUUUACACAUUUACAUUAUAUACUUACAUACAAAUCACUACACAUUUAUAUAUACACCACUACACACUUCAACAAGCAAAUUAUUAUCAAAUAUGCCUUUCAUUGGCAGCUUGCACAGAUGCAAAAUAAACACUUGCAAUGCAAUCUACAUCUACGUCACUACAUGUUUGCACAAUUAUAUCCCUUAUUCUGGAUAUUUACAUAAGUACAUUACUAACCGUUUAUAGAUUUUCACACAUUCGUGUGAACAAAUCACUGCCUAUUUAUACUAGCACUGCACUACAGAUGUAUUAUAUAAAUAAUUACUACACAGAAAACUUCUGCAACUGCACAUAGGUAUCACAAAUCACUGCUUAUUUAUACUAGCACUGCACUACAGAUGUAUUAUAUAAAUAAUUACUACACAGAAAACUUCUGCAACUGCACAUAGGUAUCUUGUAGAAAACAGCCUUUACUUUCCAUUUGUGUGUAUAUUUUAAGUUAUGCACAUUUAUAAUUUUCUACAUUCUCAUCUAUUUAAUGCAUAGCUACCCAGUUUUAUAACUUUCUUUAUGUAACUCCAAAUAAAGAUUGUUCUAUAAAUAUUAACAUGCUACUUUAAAGUGUUCUUUCACUCACCAUGUUAAGUAAAAUAAAACAUUGGAGACAAGACCUUGUUCUAUAAUUGCAUCAAAUAAUAUAUACAUCACCCACAUUAUGAACCUACAUCUAAAUAUUUUUCAAUUGAGGAGUGAUUACACCAAAGAACAGUACAAUAAAACUUAACACGAUCUUCAAAAAACACGUGAAAAUACAGUGAACAAAACAAAACCAGUGUAGAACAGAGGGAUUUUCUGAAGUGCUAGGACUUUUUGUCCAUCCAUACAAGUACACUUGCUGUAUUUAGUGUAUGCUGUAAAAAAGUAUCUGUGCCAAUAAGAGUAACUCCAUCAGAACUUCCAGUUAUCCAGAGUUCCUUGAAUAAUUUGUGUUUGUGUUAAUGUUUGUAUAUAAAUAUAUACAUAUAUAUCUAUGUAAUGAUUUCAGUAGGAGUUAUAUCCACUUGUGUGCCAUAACUGAACCUCCCCACUUUUAAUCAUGACACUGUUGAGAUCUGGUUACUUGAGGAGAUUCAAAAUGUUUGUUGACCUUUCUUUUUUUUUCAAUAUUUAAGGCUUUUUUUUACUUUUACAUAGCAACUUUUGUUUCUGUCAGUUGCUAUGAAAGUUAAAGUUAUAAAAUUGGAGUUAUUUUAAAGAAAAGCAUAUUUCAACAUUUACAGUAGAGUACGUUUGUUAUAUUUAGCUCUAAAUAAUGGAUUUCUUUGUCAAAAUUCAAUAUGCUUUCUUGAAGAAAUAGUGUAGUAUAAACCUUUUGUUGUGUAAUAAGUUAUAUGUGUAUAAUACAGUAGGUCUUUAACAACUUAAAAAUUGAGAAUGCGAGUUUUAAUGGGCUUAAAAAGAGUUGAAACUCAAUCUAACAAUAAUUAAAGAAAUUACAGUGUUAUAAUUAGUUGGGAAGAGCUGAAACUGAGUAUAAUAUUUAAUUAUGUUUAUUGUGAUUGGUUGAAAAAAAGAGUUCAAACUAAACAUGCAUUUGAUAGUCUUUUGUAAUUUGUUGUGAAAAGCUGAAAAUAAUGCGAGUAAUUGAAAUGGUUUUGUUUGGUUAAGAAAAGCAGAAAUCAAGUCUAAAACUUGAGACUGGUGUUAAUGAUUAGAAAAAGGUAAAACUCCAUAUAAUGAUUUAGCACUAGAAACUACUUAAUGUAAUUGAUUUGGAGGAACUCAAACCGAGUCUUACAAUUGAGAGUGUUUGUUGUAACUUCAUAUGGUUACAUGAGCUGUGACUAUUGGAAGAAGUUGAAUCCGAUAGCCUAUUAAUAUUAUAUACAGCUGAAGGUGUCUAUAAGAAGCUGUUUCUAGAAUUAGCUCGUUUCAUACUAUUAAUAAAGUUACUUCUCUCCAAGACUUUAUUUUUUAUUACUAUUUUAACUGUCUGGGUUAUACGAAAUAAAACUUGUUCAGUUUGAGAGAAAUGUGUUACAUUACUUACCUCGGUGUUUAGUACUACUAUAACAGGAAAAAAAUAAAGACUGUGUACAGUAAUAGGCUUAGUAAGCUGAAAGUUAACGAGCGUGCCAUUGUAAGCAACAUCUUGAUCAGGGUGUGGUUUAUUUUGUUUAAAAUCGUCUCUUGUAUUUUAAUAACAACUCUUGUUGUGACUUUACAGCGAAGUGAAAUAAAAACGUACGAUAUUU
Messenger RNA from Limulus polyphemus (Atlantic horseshoe crab), 6090 nucleotides. Its product is annotated as glypican-6-like. Gene Ontology annotation, biological process: regulation of protein localization to membrane; regulation of signal transduction; cell migration. Lineage: Eukaryota; Metazoa; Arthropoda; Merostomata; Xiphosura; Limulidae. The record is from RefSeq and is a predicted model, not a curated record. The coding region runs from base 309 to 2039 and encodes 576 amino acids. The transcript is spliced from 9 exons. Gene Ontology annotation, cellular component: extracellular region; plasma membrane; synapse.